AUGAAGUUGUUCGAGAUAAUGAGCAUCUUCACUCUCGUGGCGAUAUCAACGGCGGUCUCCGCAGACAGGAACCCGCUGUCCUACGCGCCCAAGCCGGCGGUACUGGACGGGUCCGCGGGCUUCGCCGAGCUUUUGAAACCCUUUCCCCCUUUGGACUUCACCUUCUUCGCCCUUGAGGAACACACGGCACAAUACUUCAGUAUCAUUGCGCCGACGUACACGUAA
Colletotrichum orchidophilum is the source of this 225-nucleotide messenger RNA. RefSeq lists its product as uncharacterized. Bases 1 to 225 code for a protein of 74 amino acids. Lineage: Eukaryota; Fungi; Ascomycota; Sordariomycetes; Glomerellales; Glomerellaceae. The transcript is spliced from 2 exons. The record is from RefSeq and is a predicted model, not a curated record.